CCGACGGGAUCACCGAGAGCUUUCGUUCAGAACAGCACGUGAACUGGAGGGAGAGAAAAGCAAGAUCUGCUCUGUUCAGUUCCUGGUGCCGGUCCCAGAAAAAGACUUAAAAUCACGUUUUAAGGAAAAUCAGCUGACUGCGCGGUACACGUGAAGGUGCUGUUGGCAGCAGCCGUCUGCACAAAGGCGGGGAAGGCCAUCGUCUCCCGGCAGUUCGUGGAGAUGACUCGGACCCGCAUCGAGGGGCUGCUGGCGGCUUUCCCAAAGCUGAUGAACACGGGGAAGCAGCACACCUUUGUGGAAACGGAGAGCGUGCGGUACGUCUAUCAGCCGAUGGAGAAGCUCUACAUGGUGCUGAUCACCACCAAGAACAGCAACAUCCUGGAAGACCUGGAAACACUCCGGCUCUUCUCCAGAGUGAUCCCUGAAUAUUGUCGAGCUCUGGAGGAGAAUGAGAUCUCCGAACACUGCUUUGACCUGAUUUUUGCCUUUGAUGAAAUUGUUGCCCUGGGCUACCGUGAGAACGUAAACCUGGCGCAAAUUCGGACCUUCACCGAGAUGGACUCACAUGAAGAAAAGGUGUUCCGAGCAGUCCGAGAGACUCAGGAGCGCGAAGCAAAAGCUGAGAUGCGCCGUAAAGCGAAGGAAUUGCAGCAAGCCAGGAGAGACGCAGAGAGACAGGGCAAAAAGGCACCCGGGUUCGGUGGCUUUGGUAGCUCGGCCGUGUCUGGGGGUACAACGGCGGCGAUGAUCACAGAGACCAUCAUUGAAACGGAGAAGCCCAAAGUGGCGCCCGCGCCUGCCAGGCCUUCAGGUCCCAGUAAAGCCUUGAAACUCGGCGCUAAGGGGAAGGAGGUGGACAACUUCGUGGACAAGCUGAAAUCAGAAGGAGAAAAUAUCAUGACUUCCGUAGGCAAGCGCUCUACAGAAGCAGCCAAAGUUCUUGCUCCUCCCAUUAACAUGGAGAGCGUGCACAUGAAAAUAGAGGAGAAAAUUUCCUUGACUUGUGGCCGUGACGGGGGGUUGCAGAACAUGGAGCUGCACGGCAUGAUCAUGCUGCACAUUUCCGACGAAAAGUUUGCACGGAUUCGCCUGCACGUAGAAAAUGAAGACAAGAGGGGAGUGCAGCUACAGACUCACCCCAACGUGGACAAGAAGCUUUUCACUGCAGAAUCGCAGAUUGGUUUGAAGAACCCUGAGAAGUCAUUCCCUAUUAACAGUGACGUGGGCGUGCUGAAGUGGAGGUUGCAGACCACGGAAGAGUCCUUCAUUCCAUUGACAAUUAACUGCUGGCCGUCAGAAAGCGGGAACAGUUGCGAUGUUAACAUUGAAUACGAGCUGCAAGAGGAGAGCCUAGAGCUGAACGACGUGAUCAUCACCAUCCCCUUGCCGUCCGGUGUUGGCGCCCCGGUGAUUGGGGAGAUUGAUGGCGAGUAUCGCCACGACAGCCGGAGAAAUCUCCUCGAGUGGUGCCUGCCAGUGAUAGAUGCCAAAAACAAGAGUGGCAGCCUGGAGUUCAGCAUAGCAGGGCAGCCAAAUGACUUCUUCCCCGUGCAAGUCUCCUUCAUCUCCAAAAAGAACUAUUGCAACAUACAGGUUACCAAAGUGACCCAGGUAGACGGGAACAGCCCUGUAAGGUUUUCCACUGAAACCACCUUCCUGGUGGACAAGUACGAAAUCCUGUAAUGCCAGCCGUGGGGAAUCGCAAAGGAAGAAAUUUUUAAAUUAAAAAAAAAAAAAAAAAAGCCGAAGUUUAUUCUGAAUGUUGGGAACGCCGCAGCCCCCUCUCUGCUAAGACACGUGGCUCUGCCUGGCAUCUGCAGCGUUCCUGGGUCACAGACAUUUUUGGCAGAGAAUUGACGUGCUCAUGGGGGGAAAGGCUACAAAUUUCUUUGGCAGAUUUUUACUGGCCGGCAGAAGAGCAAGAUCUCCACAGAGAACCUGGUUUUGACACGUCCCUUUCUCCCCUGAAGAUGACCGGAGCUCAGUCCCAGAGCCUACCAGACAUCGUUCUCUUCCUUUCUGAAGCGUUCACGCGCUGUUCCGUUGUUGGUGCUGCCAUUUUAAUUUUUCCUCGGCCUUCAACUCUCGUUUCCAUUGGUGAAAGCAGGCAUUAAGAUAACAGCGUGCCGGGGGCGCGUUGCUUCUGUCUGGUAGGAGUGGAGCAAGCUGGCCUCACUUUCAAAGGUCAGGGGGAGGUGGGGGGGUUCCUAGCAGGGGCGUGGGGUGGGGAAGAGGGCCUCGGGGUGUGGGUCCUGCUGCCCCACACGCUUACUGCUGUCUCUCCAGCCCGGGGCUCACCUCACUGGCUCGCAAAGGGCUCCGAGGCAGCGCGGGCUGCGGCUCUGCAUGCUCUAGCUCCUGCUGCAGUUGGGGGAGAGCGUCCAGGAGGGACUGCCCCCUGCACCGGCGGGCUGGCUGGCUGGCUGCUGCAGCUGCGCUCAGGCUGGGCUUUGGAGGCAGUUUAAUUCGGUUAGACCCAGCUGCGUGUCCUUCCCCAGGGCCCUUUCAGGUUCUUGGGAGGUUGAAGGCUUUGCCUGCCUCCGUGCAGAAAACGUGGGGCUGCUCCGAGCGCGAGCAGCGCCCCAGCGCAUGUGGUCCUCCUCCCGCUGCCUCACGAGCAUUAUUUGCCUCAUCUCAGACCUGUGCUCCCCUCAAAACUCAUCUCGUGCUCGGCUCGGGGCCCAUCACUAACAGCUUCACCGGCCACCAGCGAGGUCCGCAGGGGAGCACAGAUGGGAAGGAAGCGCCCUAAAAACGCGUGUACUGCGCUCCCAAGAGAGCCCUUGUGGGGGAGCGAGCGUGUGUCUGCUCCCGUGGGGGUCCUCUGCCAAAGAAGUUGGUGGUGUCUCCUCUGUCGGCAGUACCCCAAGGGAAAUCGACCCCGAUCCCCGUCCUGGGGGGGGGGGGGCGGGAGAGCAAACCCUGUUCCCUAGCGAAGUAGGCGAUGGAUCCCCUUUGCUCGGUCGUGUUCGAGAGUUGCUUGUCUGUAGGAUUUUAAAAUGGAGUCGAGGUUAGUUCAAGCAUUGAAGGAGCUUUUUUCUUUCCUUUUUCUUUCUUAAAUUCGUUGGAGGGUAAUAUUUAAACCGAGCCGAGAUUCUUCCCCCCCCCCCCAACUUUUUGUAACCCUGUACGAUACUGGCCUAGGGAAUAGAGCACAUUCCAGUGUACACAGAGAAUACCAAGUCUUUAAUCAAAUAAAGAGUAUUGUAAAAGGAA
Messenger RNA from Grus americana (Whooping crane), 3219 nucleotides. RefSeq names its product archain 1 (gene ARCN1). Gene Ontology annotation, cellular component: cytosol; COPI vesicle coat. The transcript has 10 exons. Gene Ontology annotation, biological process: endoplasmic reticulum to Golgi vesicle-mediated transport; retrograde vesicle-mediated transport, Golgi to endoplasmic reticulum; Golgi localization. The record is from RefSeq and is a predicted model, not a curated record. Lineage: Eukaryota; Metazoa; Chordata; Aves; Gruiformes; Gruidae. The coding region runs from base 223 to 1686 and encodes 487 amino acids.